CCCGAUGCCUCUGUCCUCCUCAGUCGUACUCUGCGCCUCGCUACGGUCGGACGUGCGCUCGAUCUGCGCGUACAACUCGCGAGCUUUCGAAUUUUUACCUGUGGAUUGUUAGUGACAUGUGCUGUUGAAUUAGUAUUUGAGUGGCACUGGAUUGGCGCCGAUCACCUGCUCGUCUUGCGAAGUUUCCAGCCAGUAUUCAAGUUACGCGGCGGAGCGAAAUUAAACAAGAGGUUCCUUUUCUAAGAACAUGGAUGUUCCCUUCACGCGUGCCUGGAAAUAUCAGAGAUGAAUCAAAGAACUAGAAAGAAAACUGUCAACUUUUGGCGCGAUCAGGCGAAUUUAUAGCCUACCCGCUCCCGAGUCCAUGUAAUGUAAAGAGGACCGCGGAAGGGACUAUACUAACUGUCAUAUCGAGAAAGCAUAUCUCAGAAGUUGUGAAAGAAAAAUCUAAAACAUAUCUGUAUAAAUACUAGUCACCGUUUGUGAUUGUAGUUUAAAACAUUAUUGCUCAAAAAUCGAUUAAUUCCUGUAGUGAUAGAAUUAUUUAUAGAAAAAAUUAGAUGCAUAUCGACGUAUAACUUUAAUAAAAGAUUAGUUUGUUACAUAUCAAUUAUCUAUGAAGAUGAAAUACUAUAGUAUGUUCUUCUUGAGGAGGCGGACGUUAAUAUUGAAGGCGGUGUUGAUACUGACAGCGGUUUGGUUCAUGGUCGCUUUGCUGACGACAAAUGGAGGAUCAAGGAAUUCAAUUGUCGCUCCUCCGAUAGAAUACGAAGAUGCUGAAGCGAAACCGCUAAAGAUGGCAAAGCCAACGUCUGGGAAGAAGAAAAGCGAAUCUUAUGGAAAUAAUUUAUCAGAUGUGCGGACGAGGAUCGAUUGGCUUGGUCGGAUCGCUGGCGUCCCUGAAGGGUUAGGAGUGAUCGCAGCUCCAGGCUCGGACAAUGCUCCAGGUGAACUUGGCCAGCCAGUUGUAUUGCCUAAAAAUAUGAGCGAAGAAGCCAAAUUAGCUGUAUCCGAAGGAUGGAAGAAGAAUGCCUUCAAUCAAUAUGUUAGCGAUCUCAUUUCAAUAAGGAGGAAAUUGCCAGAUCCUAGGGAUGAAUGGUGUAAAAAACCCGGCCGAUACUUAGAAGAUCUGCCUCAAACUUCGGUAGUAAUAUGUUUCCAUAAUGAGGCAUGGUCGGUGCUCCUCAGAACAGUACAUUCAGUGCUAGACAGGUCGCCUGCACAUUUAAUAAAGGAGAUUGUGCUCGUCGAUGAUUUCUCCGAUAUGCCACAUUUGAUGCAACAAUUAGACGACUACAUGUCUUCACUGCCCAAAGUGCGGAUAGUUCGAGCGACGCGGCGCGAGGGACUCAUCAGGGCUAGGCUACUCGGCGCACGAUACGUCACUGCUCCCGUCCUUACUUAUCUAGAUAGCCACUGCGAAUGUACAGAAGGAUGGUUGGAGCCGUUACUAGAUAGGAUCGCAAGAAACAAAACGACAGUAGUCUGUCCCGUUAUCGAUGUAAUUGACGACAAUACUCUAGAGUAUCACUACAGAGACUCAUCUUCAGUCAAUGUUGGCGGUUUCGACUGGAAUCUCCAGUUCAAUUGGCAUCCCGUUCCGGCGAGGGAAAGAGCACGCCACCAACAUACUGCAGAGCCAGUGUAUUCACCUACUAUGGCUGGUGGACUUUUCGCUAUCGAUAAGGAGUUCUUCGAAAGACUAGGAACAUAUGACAGCGGCUUCGAUAUCUGGGGAGGAGAGAAUUUGGAACUGUCAUUUAAAACUUGGAUGUGCGGUGGAACGUUAGAGAUCGUUCCGUGCUCUCAUGUCGGUCACAUAUUUAGGAAAAGAUCACCUUACAAAUGGCGUACUGGUGUAAAUGUACUGAAGAAAAAUUCAGUUCGUUUAGCAGAGGUGUGGUUGGACGACUACGCUAAAUACUAUUACCAAAGAGUUGGUAACGACAAAGGUGAUUACGGAGAUAUUACAAGCAGGAAGCAACUAAGAGACAAUCUCGGUUGCAAAUCCUUUGAAUGGUACUUAAAGAAUAUCUACCCUGAAUUGUUCAUUCCUGGGGAAUCAGUUGCACAUGGCGAGAUCAGAAAUGUCGCCUUCCAAAAGACUUGUUUGGAUUCUCCAACGCGCAAGUCCGACCACCAUAAGCCCGUCGGACUAUACCCGUGUCACCGGCAGGGAGGAAAUCAGUAUUGGAUGUAUUCUAAAAACGGUGAGAUCCGUCGUGACGAGACUUGCCUCGACUACUCGGGUCAUGAUGUCGUUCUGUACCCUUGCCACGGCGCCAAGGGCAACCAACUCUGGCUGUAUGAUCCGAGCACGAAGUUAUUGAAGCACGGUUCAAGUGAGAAAUGCAUGACGAUAGCUCGCAACAAGGAUAAAAUUGUCAUGGAACCGUGCAGUGACGCUGAACCAAGACAGAUGUGGGUUAUGGAGAAUUUCAACGCAGAUAGACUAAGCCCUGAACUCACUGCCGACUAGCUGUCAAAUUAUGACGUGCUUUUCAUAUAAUGGACUGAGUAAAUGUAUCUAAAGAUUUGUGCUCCGGAGUCACUUGUUGUUGAACGCAUUGUGCUUUACGUAAGUGAUUUCAUGUUUUAGAGAUGAAUUACUCGUAAAUACCACAUUUAAAAGUGAAAUGAAAUGCGAUUAAAAGCGCGCGCAUAUCCUUGAUUAAACUAUCGCACAGAUUCCUAUGAGUACGUCCGCGCAUAUAAGCUCAUCGAGCCGACUCGAUUUUUAGUUGUGAAAUUAAACAAUCGACUAUCGCACAACAAUUGUGCGAUAGAUAAGUCAAAGGUGUGCACCCGCUCUAAGAGUUCUGAAAUUGAUCGUAAAGUCAUUCUUAUUGUUUAUUUCUGUAUUAAAUUGAUAACUGCUUUAUAUUUCUAGCUUUUUAAAUUGAUGUCACUGUGAAUUGUAAAAAAAUUGUAUCGGAAAAUUAGUUUGGUUUUUGAGUCGAUAAUAUUUUGUUAAUUAUGUCAACUUAGUUCAAUAUUCUGUGCAGUUUCAGGUUAUUUAAUAAUUUAUUCUGUUUUAUUUAUCACUGCGAAGUAUUGACAUAUAUAGUCAUCUCUCACAUUCCCUUAGAAAUAACAGAGACAAAACAUUUGUUAAUACAAUUUGAUGGUUAUAUUGAUGUCAGAAAGUGUGUUUAAAAUAAAGAUGGCGGUAUAGUAUUCUUCUUCGAGUAUUAAAUUUACUUAGUAGAUUUAGUCUUCUCUUUACUGUGUACAUAUCUUAAAACAUAUUAAAAAUAUCGCAUAAUUUCAAUGUAUUGAAAUAGAUAAAUUUUAAACUGAAAAUUAGUGAUUUUCUGAUGACUUGGCUUCUAUGUGAAUGUUAUUGUGAUUUUUAUCAUGUAAUAAAUGGUAGUCGUAACUUAUGGAUUAGUGGAAGAUAUUUAUAGUUAGGUUAGGUUCACAUGGAUGUUAUUUCAUUGUUACGAAUCGUAAUUAAAACUUCAGCGUAAUCUAUAUUCCUUUUUGUUUUGAAGUUCUGGAAACUCUGAAAUUAUUGUAUAGCUCUCAGGCUUAAUGAAUUUAUUUGUAUUUUUUUUUUAUUUUUUGACUGAAUGUUUGUAUAGCUAAAGUUUAAUAGAUUUGUCGUCUGGAUUUAUAAAGAUAAAAAAUAUUUGUAGACGCAAAAAUGACAUGUGAAACAUUUUAGUAGUUCUUUUUUUUUCUUUUUGGUGACUGAUAAGUUUUAAAAGUGCCAGUAUUUGUAAUUUUUAAUAAACUACCAUAUACUGCCAUUUAGUCUUCCCAUCUAGUAUUUCCUUACUGCCUUUAUUUCAAAUAAAUGUUAGAAAAUCGUCGUUGAUGUUCCAAAAAAAGACAUUUUAGAUAUAUGAAAACGCAUUUUUUCGUAUUUUUCAUGUAUUUUUUGUAUAUAUUUGACUAGACUAAAUUCUUGUAUGUAAUUAUAUGUAACUUAAUCAUGUAAUAUUAAUUAUUGACAUUAAUUUCCAAACGGUAAAGAAAAUAAUACUGUAUUUUCUAUACACAAAAAUGAUGCUAUUGAAUUAUUUGUCAUUGUAAAUAUUAUUUGAUUUUUAUCUCUGUAUUAAUAUCCUACUCGUAUUGUAAUUUUAGAGUUUUAAAGAAAUAAAACGCAAUCGGAGGUAGUAUUUUUUCGUGAAAUCACAGUUAAUAUAUUAUAAUGAUUUUCAACUACUGUAAUUAUGCAAAAUUCUAUCUCCUUAUACUCUUUAAAAGAAGGGACAACAGUAUAUUUUAAUAAUCGAUUAUUAAAGCCUGUUACACACGCUCUUUAUUUUAACAGUCUGAUCGUUCAGAUAAAUCUAACAAAACUGUGAACAGUUCAAUUCUCAUCGAUUAGACAGUUCUGAUAGAACUGAUCGUGUCUAGCUGACUUUAUGGAGAUCCGAUUGCGUUCUAUUUUCAAAAUAAAUCGUUAGAAAAAAUUAAAAAUAGUUGUAAUUCGUAUUCAGAUAGGUAAUAAAAAAAUUAAAUGUGCCUUAUAUCUUUACGUAAUAAUUAUAUUUGAAUGUUGAAUAUCUGUAUAUAAUGCAAUGUCUCUAGUGUAUAAUAAUAGUUAGAAAUAAUAUCUAGAUGGCGAUACAAUAGUCUUUGUAAAAUAAAGCAUUAUGUUUGAUUUGUAA
Molecule: messenger RNA, 4622 nt
Organism: Papilio polytes (common Mormon)
Lineage: Eukaryota; Metazoa; Arthropoda; Insecta; Lepidoptera; Papilionidae
Product: putative polypeptide N-acetylgalactosaminyltransferase 9
Exons: 12
Coding region: 617-2479 (620 amino acids)
Cellular component (GO): Golgi apparatus
Source: RefSeq, a predicted model, not a curated record